Messenger RNA from Branchiostoma floridae (Florida lancelet), 935 nucleotides. RefSeq names its product 2-oxo-4-hydroxy-4-carboxy-5-ureidoimidazoline decarboxylase-like. The record is from RefSeq and is a predicted model, not a curated record. Gene Ontology annotation, biological process: allantoin metabolic process. The coding region runs from base 41 to 568 and encodes 175 amino acids. The transcript has 3 exons. Lineage: Eukaryota; Metazoa; Chordata; Leptocardii; Amphioxiformes; Branchiostomatidae. Gene Ontology annotation, molecular function: carboxy-lyase activity.
CUUACGCGUGAACUUUGACCCACCUGUUAGCUGGACCAACAUGGCGUCUUUGACGAUUGCGGAAGUGAACAAACUCGACUCGGAAGAGUUUAUAGAGAUAUUUGGGAAUGUGGUAGAAAACUGCAAACUCGCUGCCGCCGCCGUGUGGUCCCACAAACCGUUCCAAGACGUCGAUCACCUGAAUCAGACGAUAGCGGACUUUCUAGACGCCCUACCCCAGAAAGGUAAAGAAGGCGUUCUCCGCUGCCACCCUGACCUAGCGGGACGACUGGCGCAGGCCGGACAGCUCACGGCGGAGUCUACUCAGGAGCAGCGGUCUGCCGGGCUGGACCAGCUCACUCAGGACGAGCUCAGCACACUCACGGACUUAAACCAGCAGUACAAGGUCAAGUUCGGCUUCCCGUUCGUCAUCUGUGCCCGGCUGAACAAGAAGGCCGCCAUCUUGAACGGAUUGACGGAGCGGUUGAAGCACUCUGCGGAGGAGGAGACGCUCGCUGGGGUGGAGGAGGUGAAGAAGAUCUGUCAGCUGAGGAUAGUGGAUAUCGUGACGUCAGAGGCCAAGUUAUAGUUCUCUACAAGACAAUAAAAUUUACUAGAUACAACACUGAUGUAAACCACCUUCACAAGGUCGACGACCUUGUGCGAUCGCCCUGCCAUCGAAGGAUUUACUGAAAAGGACUUUUUGUUCACUUUUCAUGUUGACUCUUAAAUUUAAGCCACACUUUUACAUUUUAGAUAAAAUGCCAAUUCUGAAGUCAAGGGUUUUAACCAGGGAGCUUGUUGAUGGUUUGGAUCAAAUCCAGUUUGGAUCGCAACGCGGUCGUCGCCCCAGUGGAUAGUGGAUGUUAGUUGUAUUUUGAUUGGUUCUGAUCGUGCUAUUGUAAAUUAUUAUGUACAGAUCAAGGUUGUGUACAGAUUCACGAAAAUUUUGAAAA